AUGAAACAACAACUCACAGGAAAUGCCAUUCUUUGUUUAACUAAAGAAGAUUUAACUGAAUUCAAAGUUCCAACAGGAGCUGCCAUCUCUAUAGUGGCCAAACUUGAAGCACUGAGACAACAACAAGAAGAUUUGUUACAACAGCCUCAACAACCAAAACUCUUCUCCUUGUCUUAUCCAUCCACCAUCCAAACAACUACAGAACCCUCCAAUUCGGAAAUGAGUAACGAUCAUGAUCAACAUGAUACCUCUACCACAAAUCCUGCUGUCGUUCCUCCUUAUUCUUCGUAUCCAAGAACCUCUCCGAGACCAUCCCUUCCAAAACCACCACAAACUCCAACCGUUCUCAAACCCAUUCAUCAUGAUCAUCGUAUUGACAAUGAACAAGAUAAUAUUAUCAAUCAUCAUACACAUUCAUCCACCACUGCAACUACCCCCAAGUUUCUCCUCGAAAUGAAGAUUCUACAUCCUCUGCGAAAAUCCAGUUCAGUUGCUACGAAUAUUACUACUCAAGGUAUUAAUAAUAAUAAUACUCGUCCUGAGUAUUGGCAACAACAACAACAACCAAUCGAUCAAUAUCCUAAGCAACAAUCUCCUCGUCUUCAUCAACCACCACAAAAACAACCCAUAACAACUCAACGCUCGAGUCCAACACCCAUUCAAGAUAGCAAGAAUAUGAGAACAAAGAAAUUUGUGGAUGCCGGGUUUUUCCCAGAAGAUGAAUUAUAA
Naegleria fowleri is the source of this 729-nucleotide messenger RNA. RefSeq lists its product as uncharacterized. NCBI's taxonomy places the organism in Eukaryota, Heterolobosea, Eutetramitea, Acrasida, Naegleriidae. Bases 1 to 729 code for a protein of 242 amino acids. The record is from RefSeq and is a predicted model, not a curated record. The transcript has 2 exons.